AUGAACCCAGGCCUUCUGCGUUUGGAGGAGCUGGUGCGACACUUCCUGAUCUCCCGGGAAACGCUGUCAGUGCGGAUGUUAGACGAGACUCUGGACCCAACGCCGCUGCUCAAAGAAAUACGAGACGAUAAAGUGGCAACAAUCAUCAUUGACGCCAAUGCCUCAGUGUCUUACGCCAUCCUACGAAAGGCGAAAGAGCUGGGCAUGACCACGGCCUUCUACAAGUACAUCCUCACCACAAUGGACUUUCCCUUGCUGCGACUGGACGGCGUUGUGGACGAUCAGUCGAACAUUGUGGGCUUCUCACUCCUGAACACCAGCCACGCCCUGCACCCCCACUUCCAACGCAGCCUCAGCCUGAGCUGGAGAGACAGCUGUGGGAGGGGCCAGCACCCAGGGGCAUCUAUGUCGUCGGCUCUCAUGUUCGAUGCGGUGCACGUGGUGGUGGGUGCGGUUCGUGAGCUGAACCGCAGUCAGGAGAUCGGAGUGAAGCCCCUGAGCUGCAGUUCACCGCUGAUCUGGCAACACGGCACCAGCCUCAUGAACUACCUACGCAUGGUGGAGUACGAGGGUUUGACAGGACAUGUGGAAUUCAACAGUAAAGGACAAAGGACCAACUACACUCUGAAGAUCCUGGAGAAGCACCGAGGAGGCCACAGAGAGAUUGGGAUGUGGUUUUCUAACAACACUCUGGUGAUGAACUCCACGUCUCUGGACCUGAACUCCUCCGAGUCUCUGGCCAACAAGACCCUCACCAUCACCACUAUACUGGAAAGCCCGUAUGUGAUGCGGAAGGCCCGGUUCCAGGAUCUCUCUGGCAAUGAUCGGUACGAGGGUUUCUGCGUAGACAUGCUCCGUGAGCUGUCCCACCUGCUGCAUUUCUCCUUCAGACUGAAGCUGGUGGACGACGGGCAGUACGGAGCCCCAGAACCCAAUGGCAGCUGGACGGGCAUGGUGGGCGAGCUCAUCAACCGGGUGAGAGGCAGCGUUUGA
Knipowitschia caucasica is the source of this 993-nucleotide messenger RNA. NCBI's taxonomy places the organism in Eukaryota, Metazoa, Chordata, Actinopteri, Gobiiformes, Gobiidae. The record is from the annotation of a GenBank genome assembly.